AUGCGACUUUGUGAAGUAUUCCGCGCAGCCAAGCUACCUAAAGGACAUCGCGCCAUUGGCACGAAGUGGGUCUUCAAGAUCAAGCGCAAAGCGGACGGAUCAAUUGACAAGUACAAGGCGCGUCUUGUGGCAAAGGGUUUCAAUCAACAAUAUGGGAUGGACUACACGGAAACAUUCUCGCCCGUCGUCAAGUACGUGACGACACGUAUGGUGAUUGCAGUCGCCAAGUAUUUCGAAUGGACCAUCGACCAAAUCGACGUGGUGACGGCAUUCCUGUAUGGUUUCAUGAAGGAACAAGUGUUCUGCGUCAUCCCUGAAGGCGUGGAAUUGGAGGGCUCCUUCGAUUGUCUGGAAUUGGUGAAGGCAAUUUACGGCCUAAAGCAAGCUUUGCGAGUAUGGAACGAGACUUUUGACGAGUUUGUGUGUGCUAUGGAUUUCAAGCGUCAAGCCUCGACCCGUGUCUCUACAUAA
Messenger RNA from Peronospora matthiolae, 471 nucleotides. NCBI's taxonomy places the organism in Eukaryota, Oomycota, Peronosporomycetes, Peronosporales, Peronosporaceae. The record is from the annotation of a GenBank genome assembly.